Rhagoletis pomonella (apple maggot) is the source of this 1080-nucleotide messenger RNA. RefSeq lists its product as uncharacterized. Bases 98 to 985 code for a protein of 295 amino acids. The record is from RefSeq and is a predicted model, not a curated record. NCBI's taxonomy places the organism in Eukaryota, Metazoa, Arthropoda, Insecta, Diptera, Tephritidae. The transcript is spliced from 5 exons.
AUAUCGAUUUGUUACUCGUUUAUGUCAAUGUUAUCACAUCGCUAUUCGGAAUAUCAUCAAUUUGGCUUUGUUUCGAAAAAACGCGCCGUGAUAUAAAAUGGAUAUUUUAGAUUCGCAACAAGAAAACGAUGGAGUAGAAUUAAUAAUUGAGCCGGGAUAUACAUGGAACGAAUUACGUGAAAACGUCGCUAAUUCCAGUCUUAAAAAGAAAUGCGACUUCCUUUUACAAGUUGGCCUCAAACCCGAAGAUGUGUAUAUAAAGAUACUGGAUUUGUUGAAUUCUGAACUGAAUUUGGAUGAAAUAACUAACCUCUUCGUAAUUGUGGGAACACUUUAUUUUAUUGAAGCUACGCCUGAGACCAUGGAAUGGCGUACUCAUCUUUUACAGAAAACGUUUAACUAUAGCGACACACUAAGCCCCAUGCAUCUCCAUUUAGCAACUAAACGACUUUGGACAAACUUAAAAAGGAAAGACACCGAUGUCUUCAAUAUACUGGAGCUCUGCAAUCAAUUGGUAAUCAUAAGUGAAACAGCUAGGGCUAUCUCCAUAUGCUUAAUGUGGACCAUUUUAUCUGAAAUAACGGAGACUCCCAGUGAAAUGUAUUGUUUUCGUCAGUUCUCAAAAUUGCUGGAAAUGCUGAACAAUAUUGAUAGCGAAACCUUGCAAGAUGAAGAAAAUACUAAAAUUGUUUACAUUUUGGUUCGUGUAUUAAGCUAUCUUAUAAAUGUUACACUUUGUGAUGCUCAAAAUGAGGAUAUUAUUAAAGCCGGAUAUCGUAUGUACUUCAAAUAUACCUCUCCAUUUUUAAAAAAGCUCCACGAAUGGUGCGAAAAUUUCAAAAAAACUAUAGACUCAUGCCCAAAACCAAAGCAAAUUCAAGCAGAUUGGGAUCUCCGAAUGAUGAUUACUGAACACAUUAGCUUUAACAUUAUUAAUGUACUCCAAGACAGAAUAGACCAUAUGAGUGCACCGGAUUAUUCUUAGUGGAAAUACCACAGCUAAGUACACAAAUUAAAUAAAGUGAGUAAAUUUUAUCAAAAUUACACUUGUUAGUCCGUUUCCUCUAAAAUUACUAAAAA